Erinaceus europaeus (western European hedgehog) is the source of this 5094-nucleotide messenger RNA. It is a transcript of the gene PTPN1, whose product is annotated as protein tyrosine phosphatase non-receptor type 1. The transcript is spliced from 9 exons. Lineage: Eukaryota; Metazoa; Chordata; Mammalia; Eulipotyphla; Erinaceidae. The record is from RefSeq and is a predicted model, not a curated record. Gene Ontology annotation, biological process: protein dephosphorylation. The coding region runs from base 170 to 1444 and encodes 424 amino acids. Gene Ontology annotation, molecular function: protein tyrosine phosphatase activity.
CGUACUUCCGGCUGCCGGCUUGACAUGAAGAAGCAACGGCGGCUAGGGCGGCGGUAGCGGCGGGAGGUGAGGCUUGCGGCGGGACCUCUGGGCUGCGAGCGCGAGAGACUCUAGAGUAGCACACCGCGCAGAGACCGAAGAGGAGGCGGAGCAGCCGCCCUGGCCCGUCAUGGAGAUGGAAAAGGAGUUCGAGCAGAUCGACAAGGCCGGGAGCUGGGCGGCCAUUUACCAGGAUAUCCGACAUGAAGCCAGUGACUUCCCAUGUAGAGUGGCCAAACUUCCUGUGAACAAAAACCGUAACAGGUACAGAGAUGUCAGUCCCUUUGACCAUAGUCGGAUUAAACUUCAUCAAGAGGAUAACGACUAUAUCAAUGCUAGUUUGAUAAAAAUGGAAGAAGCCCAAAGGAGUUACAUUCUUACCCAGGGCCCUUUGCCAAAUACGUGCGGUCACUUUUGGGAGAUGGUAUGGGAGCAGAAAAGCAGGGGUGUUGUCAUGCUCAACAGAGUGAUGGAGAAAGGAUCGCUAAAAUGUGCACAAUACUGGCCACAAAAAGGAGAAAAAGAAAUGAUCUUUGAAGACACAAAUUUGAAAUUAACAUUGAUUUCUGAAGACAUAAAGUCAUAUUAUACAGUACGGCAACUAGAAUUGGAAAACCUUACAACUCAAGAAACUCGAGAGAUCCUACAUUUUCACUAUACAACCUGGCCUGACUUUGGAGUCCCUGAAUCACCAGCCUCAUUCCUGAACUUCCUUUUCAAAGUCCGUGAGUCAGGGUCACUCAGCCUGGAACAUGGCCCCAUUGUAGUACACUGCAGUGCUGGCAUUGGCAGGUCGGGGACCUUCUGUUUGGCUGACACCUGUCUCUUGCUGAUGGAUAAAAGGAAAGACCCUUCUUCUGUUGAUAUCAAGAAGGUUCUUUUAGAAAUGAGGAAAUUUCGGAUGGGACUGAUCCAGACAGCAGACCAGCUCCGUUUCUCCUACCUAGCUGUGAUUGAAGGUGCCAAAUUCAUCAUGGGAGAUUCUUCAGUGCAGGAGCAAUGGAAGGAGCUGUCCCGUGAGGACCUAGAGCCCCUACCUGAGCAUGUCCCCCCACCUCCACGGCCACCAAAACGAAUCAUGGAACCACACAAUGGGAAAUGCAAGGAGUUCUUCCCAAAUCACCAGUGGCUGAAGGACGAGCCCAAGGAGGAUAAUAUAGACGGCCCCAGCAAGGAAGGAAUCAGAGCCCCCUUAACUGCCCCCCGCAGCUUGGAAAGCACGAGUCCAGACACUGAAGUCAGAAAGCGGGUCGUGGGAGGAAGCCCUGCCCAAGGGGAGUCACCACUGAGCCAGGAGGAGCAGGACCAGGCACCAGUUGCCUGGAGGCCCUUCCUGGUCAACAUCUGCAUGGCUACAGUCCUCACGGCCAGUGCAUACAUCUGCUACAGGGCAUGUUUCCACUGACGGCUGUGCUGGCAGGACCAAGUGUACAGAGAGCACUGGCCGACAGCCCGGCGAGCAUCAGUGCCGUGGAGGGAUCUGAGCCAGUCUCAGAGGAAAGAGAUCAAAGGUUUAAAGUCUGGAACUGUGAAGGGCUACAAGAGAGAAGUGAGGAUUGAUGCACUGGGGUUUUAAGGAGCCCUGUGGUCCCAAGAAUACAAGAGACUAAUCUCAGGGCCUUAACCUAUUCAGGAGUAAGUAGAGAAAAUGCCAAAUACGUGUCUCUAUCUAUCUAUCUAUCUAUCUAUCUCUUUUUUGUUUGUUUGUUUUAUUUGUUUUUGAAAAAAUAGAAUUACAACACAUUGUUGUUUUUAACCUUUAUAAAAAGCAGUUAUUUGUUAUUUCUGGGGGCACGGGAAAGACUAGGCACUUAGUAAACCCUCUUGUUUCAUAGAUGGCAUAAUCAGAUACACAGUUUGCUUGGUUUCCCAGGGAAAGACUCCCAGGUUUUGACGAAUGUAAACUGCUUUCGAAAAGAGGCUGUAAGGGUUUAGGCUGCUUUCUUGCUCAGUCACUUCCUCUGCUGUGUGCACACUGAGCUUGGGCAGUGCCUGUGAGCUUUCCCAAUUCAAGAAGAAAAACAACAAAAGGCCAUUUCUAGAAAAGCAAACCCAGCUUCUGCUUUUGCUCAGGGUGUCCCACAGUUUUCCAUUGUUUAUUUCUCCAUCAACCCCUCCUUGCAGUAGCCACCUUGCUCAUUCCCUCCUUUAUCACAUCUUCCUAUCAUAGGGCUCCCUGGGGUCAGAGGUCACGAUAGGGUGGUCACUGGCUUCCCAAAAGAGCAUUUCCGUUUUGUGUGGGUUAGAAAUGCCAUCACAGUGGAAACCCACCUACCCACCCACUAGAAGUAUGUUGCUGUUAAUGUAAGGAGGGGAGAAUUCAAAUCAAAAAGCUGGCCAUGGAAAUCACCUAACAAGGCUUUUUUGUUUUGUUUUGUUUUUGUAAACCGUUUAAAAUAUUUUACCUCUUACUAAGUGACUGCCUUUGAGUGAAUCAGGUGGUUUAAUGUCGUAAAAAGAUUUCUUUUUUCCUUCAAGGUGAUUUUGGGGGGAGAUGGAGGCUCUUGUUAAAAAGUCAAAAGCCCCUUCACUGAGGUUGGUAUGGCAAGGGAGUGUGUGAAAAGGGUGAGAGUCUUGGGUGCAGAGCCUCGUCUGGAAAAGCUUGGUGUCCAUCUUUGCUCCCACUCAUCAGCAACACAGCAUCUGACCCACCUGCUUUCCAGCUCCACCCCUCUGUCGCCAUCUGUUCACAGAGCCUGCUCUGGCCAGCAGAUAUGCUGUGGCGUGUGCUCUGUGCUAAAACCGUCUUCCCUGGGCUGUUUCUCUCUCCCCUUAUCCUUUUAUUCCACCCACCCCUUCCUUCCAGCACCAAAUCCACGAUCUUUUUUGUUUGUUUGUUUGUUUGUUUGUUUGUUUUCAGAGAAGAGCAAAGGAGAAUCCCCUGAGCUAGUGGUGCAGAGGAAAGUGGCCUGCACAGGUGGCAAGAUUUGCCCACCUGAGUGCUCCCUCCUGAUGUCUCUCAGUGCUGCCCAGGUUGGUGGCACCAACUGUCCUGGUAGACCUCCUCAGGGAGGAGGCAGGAGGGGAGCCUUUACACUCCAUAUUUAUUUCUUAAUUUUCCCCUCAAAGACGUCCAUAGUGCACUAGCAUUUUCUUAAACCAGUAAUGUAUUAAAAACUUUUCAUGUCAGCCUUGCAUCAAGGGCUUUAUCAAAAAGUACAAUAACAGACCCUCAGGUAGUGCUGGAAAUGGGCGACUUUGCCAUGAGCCUGCUGCAUCAGACCAGCACUAGGAAGAAGGGCGGUUGUAAGCAGUCAUUAUUCCAUGGCAUUGUGGGUAAUGUGAAAAGAGGUUUGGCAUAUGUUUAUAGAACCAUGGAUAAUAUAUAAUGAACACUUGGAUAUUUAAGAUACAAGAUGUGAGAUUACUUUGUCCUGGUUAGUCUUCUCCCCCAGAAUCUGCUAGAACCUGUUCUCAGCCACCACUUUCCUAGUGUGUGUUAGAAUGCAUGUACUGUCUUCUUGUGUCCUGGUCAAAUACCACGUGCUUGAAAUACUUAGAACUCUGCUUACUAAUGUGCCCCGUGUACAAGUCCAGUCUGCCUUUGCAUGAUCUGAUCAUUCUGUGACUGUGGUUCCUGAGGCUGUGAUGAAAUAAUCUCCAUUCAGCAAUGGAGUGGUGUUUUCCAGUAACCAAUAUUUGCCUAAUUCAUGGCAUGACACUUCGGUGACUUCCUGGUGAGGCCCAGCCUGUCCUCAUCCAGCUAGGUCCCCUGGGUAACUCAGACAUUCCAAGGGUAUGGAAGCCAUAAUCACACCUCACACUCUGGAUUUUUAGGCAAGCAGGGUCCCCACCAUACCCCCAUACCUUUGGGAUCAGCCUCCACUGUCCCACGCUCACACUCUUCUUGAGCAGACCGUGAUUUAGACCGUGAGGCUACUUCUUGAAACAGCCUAGAAAACAGCCCCUCCUUACUCACCGGCUGCCACCUAGGUUGGGGUGGGGGAGAGGGGGGUUGCCAAGAGAGGCUUGUCUACCCCUGCCAUUGAACCUUGGGGACUGAUGGUGCUCAGACUCUUCCUGUGAGAGAACUUAAGACCUCCACGUUACGUGGCUCUUUUUUUAACGAGGAAAAAAAAAAAGCAGCUGUAGCCCACAAGCUGCUCCUUGGCCAGCAUUUUCACAUUUUGCCUUUCACGUGUUAGACGUGUUAGAAGCCCGUGCAGAGAAAUUCUGUUGUGGGGGCAUUUGAGGUGUCGCCCCGCAGAGCCUCGGUGAGGUGUGGAUAAGGCUGAGGUGCCAGGCUGGAAGCAUUCUUGAGUUGGACUUGUUUGUUUGUUUUUAAAGUCCUGUAUAUGUCUGUAGUAGUUCAGGUAUGUGUAUAUAUAGUAGCAUUUCAAAAUGGAUAUACUGGUUUAACCUCCUAUCCUUGGAAAACAGAUGGCUCUCCAUCUCGUUACGCGUAUGUUAGAGAAGUAGCGAGCUGCUCUGCUAUAUGCCUUAAGCCAAUAUUUACUCAUAGGGUCAUUAUUUUUUACAAUGGCCAUGGAAUAAAAAACAUUUUUACAAAAAUAAAAGCAAAACAAAAAAAUUAGCAAGGUGUAAUACCUUUUCAGGUGUGUGUAUGUGGAUGCAUGAUGGGCGGGGCUGGGCUGGGCUGGGCUGGGGUGGGGGGCAUGUCUCAGGGUCUUCUGUGACCUCACAGAACUGUCAAACUGUACAGAUUUCCAACUUGCCAUUUAAAUGAUGGGUUUGCAUUUUAGUUGCAACAAUAAAUUUUUUUUUUCUAAAGAACAUGGAUUUGGGGUACUUCCCAUUUCUUUGCUUAAUGGGCCCAGACCAGGAUGGGCAACUCUUGUUUCUUUCCACUCCUGCUUAUACGAAACAGAUGUUGUUGGUUAAAAUGAGUUAGUUUGCCAUCUCAGAAAGAUGAUGGCCCUGGAGCUGUGAGUGUUUGGGGGCUGAGAGAACACAUCCUUCCUAGUGAGAUUGUUCAUACUUCUGGCCUCAGCCCCUUGCCUUCAACAACAACCAGACUCUUUUUGAAUAUGUAGGAUCUUUCAAUAACAGACAUGUAGGCUGUCUAACUGUUCUAACUUCAAGAAUAUGUCCUUA